AUGAAAUGUGUUUUCUUAGGAUAUCCUGAUGGUGUUAAAGGUUAUAGAUUGUGGCUUAGAAGUGUACCCGGCUUUAAGGUCGUAAUAAGUCGUGAUGUUGUGUUCAAUGAAUCUGAAAUGCCAUGUUUAAUUGCUUCUUUGCCUGCUCCUUUACCUGAUGAAUCUGAAAAUGCUCCAAAUGCGGUGGAGCAAUUGAGUAGUUUAAGUGAGUUCGAUAAUUUUGAAAAUAUGCAUGCUGAAAAUGAAACCGAACGUGCUGUGUUUGAUAAUCGACAUGCUGAAAUUGCUGAAAAUGAACCUGUAAAUGCUGAAACUGAAAAUCAGCAAUCUGAAAAUUUCGAAAAUGUGGAUGUGCAUGAUGAAUAUGUGGAAAAUGUGCCUGAAAAUGAUGUUGAUUUGCAUGAUUAUCAACUUGCUAGAGAUAGGACUAGAAGGGAGCGUAAGAAACCUUCUAAGUUUGAUGAUUUUCACAUGACUUCAUAUGCUUUUGGUGUUUUCGAAUCUAUUGAUAAUUGUGAGCCUAAAUGUUAUGACGAAGCCUUAAAAUCUGUGAAUUCUUUGCAAUGGAUGAAUGCUAUGCGUGAAGAAAUUAAUUCGUUGCAUGUGAAUCAUACUUGGUCGCUUGUGCCUAAACCUGAUAAUUGUUCCUUAGUGGAUUGCAAAUUGUUGUAUAAGGUUAAACAAGAAAAUGAUUCGGUUAGGUUUAAAGCUAGACUCGUAGCAAAAG
Messenger RNA from Striga hermonthica, 727 nucleotides. The record is from the annotation of a GenBank genome assembly. NCBI's taxonomy places the organism in Eukaryota, Viridiplantae, Streptophyta, Magnoliopsida, Lamiales, Orobanchaceae.